AUGUGUAAUGAUCUGGAGGAGAGCAUAUGCGAUAAAAUCUCUAACAACACUUCUACACAGAUAGGUCUAGAUCAAGGAUCAGAGUCACAUCCAGAGUUCCCUGAGAAGACAUACCCAGACCAGUGUGCUGCAGGAACCAAAAGGAACAAGCUUUCAUCCCCUCCUGAAGAAGAUAAGGGGACACAUUCUAAAAUAUCCUAUGGGAACCUCCUACGGCCACAUACUCCAAUAGAGAUGCAUUCUCGGGAUGGGGAAUAUGCAGAAUUUGAACCUCAACCAAGGAGCACCUUCUCCCGUGGAUACAUUGCAAAUAGCCUAGCAAUCAUGACAGAUGCACUUCAUAUGUUAACUGACCUAAGCGCCAUCAUACUCACCCUGCUUGCUUUGUGGCUAUCAUCAAAAUCACCAACCAAAAGAUUCACCUUUGGAUUUCAUCGCUUAGAGGUUUUGUCAGCUAUGAUUAGUGUGCUGUUGGUGUAUAUACUUAUGGGAUUCCUCUUAUAUGAAGCUGUGCAAAGAACUAUCCAUAUGAACUAUGAAAUAAAUGGAGAUAUAAUGCUCAUCACCGCAGCUGUUGGAGUUGCAGUUAAUGUAAUAAUGGGGUUUCUGUUGAACCAGUCUGGUCACCAUCACUCGCAUUCCCACUCCCUGCCUUCACAUUCCCCUACCACAGGUUCUGGGUGUGAACGCAGCCAUGGGCAGGAUAGCCUGGCAGUGAGAGCUGCGUUUGUACAUGCUGUGGGAGAUUUGGUACAGAGUGUUGGUGUGCUAAUAGCUGCAUACAUCAUACGAUUCAAGCCAGAAUACAAGAUUGCUGAUCCCAUCUGUACAUACGUAUUUUCAUUACUUGUGGCUUUUACAACAUUUCGAAUCAUAUGGGAUACAGUAGUUAUAAUACUAGAAGGUGUGCCAAGCCAUUUGAAUGUAGACUAUGUCAAAGAAGCCUUGAUGAAAAUAGAAGAUGUAUAUUCAGUCGAAGAUUUAAAUAUCUGGUCUCUCACUUCAGGAAAAUCUACUGCCAUAGUUCACAUACAGCUAAUUCCUGGAAGUUCAUCUAAAUGGGAGGAAGUACAGUCCAAAGCAAACCAUUUAUUAUUGAACACAUUUGGCAUGUAUAGAUGUACUAUUCAGCUUCAGAGUUACAGGCAAGAAGUGGACAGAACUUGUGCAAAUUGUCAGAGUUCUAGUCCCUAAUUUUAUACAUUUUGGGGACUCCUGCCUUAUUUAUCCUGCAGUCACAGACUUGAGAGCAAUAAAUGCAAACCUAAAUGAGAAAA
This is a messenger RNA of Piliocolobus tephrosceles (Ugandan red Colobus), 1277 nucleotides long. RefSeq names its product solute carrier family 30 member 4 (gene SLC30A4). The transcript has 9 exons. Gene Ontology annotation, biological process: response to zinc ion; zinc ion transmembrane transport. The record is from RefSeq and is a predicted model, not a curated record. Gene Ontology annotation, cellular component: plasma membrane. The coding region runs from base 1 to 1194 and encodes 397 amino acids. NCBI's taxonomy places the organism in Eukaryota, Metazoa, Chordata, Mammalia, Primates, Cercopithecidae. Gene Ontology annotation, molecular function: zinc ion transmembrane transporter activity.